This is a messenger RNA of Eutrema salsugineum, 516 nucleotides long. Its product is annotated as glutathione S-transferase T3-like. The transcript has a single exon. The record is from RefSeq and is a predicted model, not a curated record. NCBI's taxonomy places the organism in Eukaryota, Viridiplantae, Streptophyta, Magnoliopsida, Brassicales, Brassicaceae. The coding region runs from base 1 to 516 and encodes 171 amino acids.
AUGGAUUCACCAAACCUAUAUGGUAACUCCCAGAGUUUUAUAAACCUCUUAAAUAGCCAAGAGGAAAACUCUUUCUCCUUCUCACCGAGUAUAGAGCUUGCAUCAUCACAAGUUCCAAUGUUUAGCACACAGCAGAGUAAAGAUAGAAGUGUACCGUCUGAGGAUCGCACAUCAAGAAGGAAGUGGCAUCCUACUGAAGACGUUGUUCUGAUCUCUGCUUGGUGGAAUACCAGCAAAGAUCCUAUCGUCGGUAAUGAUCAAAGAGCAGGAGCAUUCUGGAGCCGCAUAACAAACUACUUCAACUCGAGUCCACUCUUAGCUAGUUUUCAAAACAGGACUUUAAGUCACUGCAAGCAGCGUUGGGGCCGAAUUAAUGAUCAAACAUGUAAGUUUGUAGAGAGGUAUGAAGCAGCAUUGAAAGAGCAAAGCAGUGGCCAAAACGAAAACGACGUGAUGAAGAAUGCUCAUCAAAUCUUCAAUGAUCACAGGUUUAAGUAUGGCCUUGAGCAUGCCUAG